GGGACGCUGUUUGCUCAGCUGGAGGCAGGGAACCCAGCCUACCUUCCCUGAUGAGACAGAAACGCUGAUGAGACAGAAACGCCCAUGGAAGUUUGGGCCACUUGAGCCCGUCGCCGAGCCCUGUUUCCCUCUCUGAAGCAGGCAGAGAGAAAGACAGACAAAGCAGAGAAAGGUACAGAUGAAAGUGGAGUCGGAGACAGAGCACGUGGAGAGAUACGCAGUCAGACAAAGGCCGGGGCAGAGGAGAAGACAGAGGCCAACAGGUGUCUGCAGGAAUGUGCAGGGACAGCGCAGGACGUCUGCCCCAGAGAGGGCCGGUGAGUGAGGAGCCCCAGAUGCCAGACAAAGACACUAAGGCCAUGAGGAGUGCAGAAGACACACCCGGAGGCAAGGCCAGCCCGAACCCUCAGGACUCGCGGCGAAGCGUUUUCUACAGCGUCAAGUUCUUCGUCCUGUGCCACAGCCUCCUGCAGCUCGCACAGCUCAUGAUCUCCGGCUACCUCAAGAGCUCCAUCUCCACAGUGGAGAAGCGCUUCGGCCUCUCCAGUCAGACCUCAGGGCUGCUGGCUGCCUUCAACGAGGUGGGGAACACCGCCCUGAUCGUGUUCGUGAGCUACUUUGGCAGCCGGGUACACCGGCCCCGACUGAUCGGCUACGGGGCUGUCCUUGUGGCCCUAGCAGGCCUGCUCAUGAGUCUGCCACACUUCAUCUCGGAGCCCUACCGCUACGACCGUACUAGCUCCGCGGACAGGCCGCAGGAUUUUGAGGCUUCUCUGUGCCAGCUCACAGCCUCGGUCCCAGCCCCAACCCCAGCCGCCUCCAACAGCAGCUGUUCAAGCUACGCGGAGGCCCAGCACCUGACUGUGGUGGCUAUAAUGUUCACGGCACAGACCCUGCUCGGCGUGGGCGCGGUGCCCAUUCAGCCCUUUGGCAUCUCCUACAUCGAUGACUUUGCCCACGACAGCAACUCGCCUCUCUACCUUGGGAUCGUGUUUGCAGUGACCAUGAUGGGGCCAGGCAUGGCCUAUGGGCUAGGCGGCCUCAUGCUACGCCUUUAUGUAGACAUCGACCGGAUGCCAGAAGGUGGUAUCAGCCUGACUUCAAAGGACCCCCGAUGGGUGGGUGCCUGGUGGCUGGGCUUCCUCAUCUCCGCUGGGGCAGUGGCCCUGGCUGCCGUGCCCUACUUCUUCUUCCCCAGGGAGAUGCCCAAGGAGAAGCACGAGCUCCGCUUUCGUCGAAGGGUCUUGGCAGCCACAGCCUCCUCUGUCAGCAAAGGUGAAGAUUCUCCCCCUGAGCAGAGCCCGGGGGAGUCCCAAGAGAAGCAGGAUAGCCUCGCCCAGAUUGCGCCAGACCUGACGGUGAUCCAGUUCAUUAAAGUGUUCCCCAGGGUGCUGCUGCGGACCCUACGCCACCCCAUCUUCCUGCUAGUGGUCCUGUCCCAGGUGUGCCUGUCGUCCAUGGUGGCAGGCAUGGCCACCUUCCUGCCCAAGUUCCUGGAGCGCCAGUUUUCCGUCACAGCAUCCUACGCCAACCUGCUCAUAGGCUGCCUCACCAUCCCGACGGCCAUCGUGGGCAUUGUGGUCGGGGGCGUCCUGGUCAAGCGCCUCCAUCUGGGCCCCAUGCGUUGUGGCGUCCUUUGCCUGCUGGGGGCGCUGUUCUGCCUACUUUUCAGCCUGCCCCUCUUCUUCAUGGGCUGCUCCACCCACCAGAUUGCAGGCAUCACCCGCCAGCCUGGCAACCUGCCUGGACCAGAGCUGUUUCCAGCCUGCGCAGAGCCUUGCUCCUGCCCUGAGGACGACUUUAACCCCGUCUGUGACCCCAGAACCCAUGUGGAAUACCUCACACCCUGCCAGGCAGGCUGCACAAGCCGGCUGGUCCAGGAGGGUGUGGACAAAAGUCAGGUUUUCUACGCCAACUGCAGCUGCGUGGCGGGGGGCGGCCCCGUGCCGGCGGGCUCCUGCGACUCGGCCUGCAGCGGCCUGGUGCUGCCCUUCAUGCUCCUGGUCAGCCUGGGAGCGGCGCUGGCCAGUCUCACCCACACGCCUUCCUUCAUGCUCAUCCUCAGGGGAGUGAAGAAAGAAGACAAGACCCUGGCUGUGGGGAUCCAGUUCAUGCUCCUGAGGGUUUUGGCCUGGAUGCCGAGCCCAGUGAUCCACGGCAGCGCCAUCGACACCACCUGUGUGCACUGGGCCCAGAGCUGUGGGCGUCGGGCCGUUUGCCGCUACUAUGACCACGACCUGCUCCGAAACCGGUUUGUUGGCCUCCAAUUCUUCUUCAAGACAGGCUCCCUGGCCUGCUUCGCCUUGAUUUUGGCCAUCCUAAGGCAGCAGGACAAAGAGGAGGGGACCCAGGUGACCGUAUCCACCUCUGGCCUACAGCAGCAGCUGUUAGCGUCACGGCCAGAAAAGAAGCCUGAGGAAUCCAGAGUGUGAGCUGGCCCUAGAGUGGUGGGAGUACCUCCUCUGAGCCUUUUGCCCAAUCUUGGGUGUCAGGAACCCUGUUUUCCAAUUCUGACUCCUCUGCUAACUUGCUCUGUGACUUGGGGCAAGUCACUGACCCCCUCUGGGCCUUUGUUACUCAUCUGAACCAAAGAGUUGUCUAGGGGUUUGGUGUGAUGGCCACUUCUAAAGCACGAUGGUCUUUCCCCUUCCUCCCCCAGCCAGACAGGCUGACCUGAAACCAGACUUUCCUGGUGGAAGGACUGUAUAUGUUUCCCCCAGGCCCUAGAAUAGAGAUAAUAGACAAUAGUAGGCCAGGUGGCCUUACACACCUGGUCCUAGCUCAGCUCUGCCGCUCGCCGGAAGCACCGUACCCUCUCUGGGCCUCAGCCACCAUCUCUGACAGGUGGAAAUGGACUUGCCAGCUUUUUGGCCCCUUCUGACUAUGACCAUCUGUGUGGUCAGGACGGACUCAGGUCUCCUCCCCAGCCACACUCCGCCUGGAGGUGGGGCCGGGAGGACCUCUGUAAAGAAAUAUUUGGCGCCCCCUGGAGGAAGAGCCCUGAGCUCCGAGGGGGGCCCAGUGGGGAGGAAGCCAGCCUCAUGCCCAGAACAUCAGGCCGAUCCCGGCCUUCAGCAAACCUGGUGUGAGCCCUGGGGCCACUUAGCUGAGAGGGGAGGCUCACUCUGUAGACUCAGGAAAUUCCAGUCCUUGCGCUCAGGGGGGCACAGUCUGGGCGAGGCCCAGUCUCUGCCUUAGGAGCUCUAGUGGGGAGGGAGAUCCAGGCCCCACACUUGGGCGUUUUCUGACUUCAAAGACCAAAGACACUCAGCACACAUUCACUGGUAUGUGAAUUCACUUACACAUGGCCAAGACUUCACACAUUUGACCAGGCCCACCAAAAUCACUGUGACCCCUAUUGACUAGAAUCCGAAUUUCACCAUUUCCUCCAGGGUGCUCGAAUCUGUGUCGCCUAGCGCUAUGUAGAUAAUGGCUGGUUCUGUGAUAACCACGUUUUGGGGGCAACAUCUGGUUCUCUGUGAUGCCUGAGUUGGUGUAAGGACCUGUUCUUUGUAAGGCCAAGGUCUGUAAUGUCCAGCUCUGUGUAAUGAGUGGGUCUGUGGAAUGCUUGGGUCUGAACCAACUGGUCCUUCAGUGGGCCUUGUCUUGUUUUAUGGCCGGUCUUCUCUGGCUUGAUUAUCCCCCCGGGGAGGGGAAGAGAGUUUCCCGAUCUACUCCAGCCCGUUCUGUCGCCUGCUGCUUGGGAGACAGGAGACAGCUGUCAGCAGCGGCUUCCCAAGCCCUGUGUCCAGCCCUGUGCUGGAGACAGAGGAGAAGCUGUGGGGCAGGCGGGGGAAGGCAGUGGGGGCAUGUGUGGCUCUGGCCCUCCGAGCAGCUCCUGCGGCAGGACUUUGAGGCUCUCCCAAGUGAAAGAAGAGGAAGAAGAAGGUACAGAUGUUCUAACUCUCAUUUUGAUUCUACUGGUUGAUACCUUUAAAUGUUGAAUAAAUAUCUGAGCCUGUAUUUAUAAUGCCAAGAACCUCAGAGUUUCCUCCAACAAAGUGAGGCCGUUCAUGUGUGUAUAUUUCUUCACCUUCCUCCUGUUUCCCAAGUUUUGCAGAAAUAAUCUGGAAUUAUAGACAUGGCUUAUUAUUAAAUUUGUUCUUGCAUGA
Ailuropoda melanoleuca (giant panda) is the source of this 4112-nucleotide messenger RNA. RefSeq names its product solute carrier organic anion transporter family member 2B1 (gene SLCO2B1). The record is from RefSeq and is a predicted model, not a curated record. NCBI's taxonomy places the organism in Eukaryota, Metazoa, Chordata, Mammalia, Carnivora, Ursidae. Gene Ontology annotation, biological process: sodium-independent organic anion transport; transmembrane transport; bile acid and bile salt transport. The coding region runs from base 276 to 2432 and encodes 718 amino acids. The transcript has 14 exons. Gene Ontology annotation, molecular function: bile acid transmembrane transporter activity; protein binding. Gene Ontology annotation, cellular component: apical plasma membrane; basolateral plasma membrane.